GGACUUCCGGGUAAUGGCUGCGAAGAGUCUCCUGUCUGCAGGGUGUUGUGAGUGUUGGGGCCGAUGCUCCCGGCACGUGUUCUCCAGUCUUGUAGACGUGUCCCCUUAGUUUUGGUGACCUCAGCAUAUUCAGGAAUCCGAAGAAUGGAAAAACCCGUGGAGACUUCAAUCAGAGCCAAGCUGUCUGAGAACUUGCAGCCCUGCCACCUGGAGGUGCACAAUGAGAGCCACAUGCACGCCGUGCCCCCCGGGUCAGAGACCCACUUUAAAGUGGUGGUGGUAUCCGAUGUGUUCGGCGGGAAGUCUCUUCUUCAGCGCCACAGACUUGUCAAUGAUUUGCUGAAAGAAGAGUUAGCCGGACCUGUGCACGCUCUGUCCAUCCAGGCCAAGACCCCACCACAGUGGGAGGAGAACCCCACCGUUACGCAGAGCCCUGGCUGUAUGGGGGGUCGAAGCAUGAUCCCCACAUGAGCAAGAAGAUCAUCUCCCAGGUGUAAGCAGGAGCACAAUGCAGAGGGGGAGACCUACCUGUCCCCAGUCCUGUAAACCCUGGUCUGGAGCCCCAGGUCUGAUCACAUUUUGGACAUUUUUUGUUGUUGUUAAAUAGUAUUAAACCGAGAAAAAACAGUAUUUCAUGUAGAUAGUUCACCAAAAUUAAUAAAUUAAAAAUAUUAAUAAAUGUU
Messenger RNA from Bufo gargarizans (Asiatic toad), 683 nucleotides. RefSeq names its product bolA family member 1 (gene BOLA1). Bases 64 to 471 code for a protein of 135 amino acids. Lineage: Eukaryota; Metazoa; Chordata; Amphibia; Anura; Bufonidae. Gene Ontology annotation, cellular component: mitochondrion. The transcript is spliced from 2 exons. The record is from RefSeq and is a predicted model, not a curated record.